AUGGUGCAAAUAGUUAAUAGAGAGGACAGAAUAUCGGAGUUGCCUGUACACAUAGUUUAUGACAUCUUGUGUCGGAUUCGUCGAUAUGGGUUAAAAGAAGAAGCUCGAACUUGCGUCUUGUCUAAAACAUGGAGUUCAAUUUGGAGAUCACGACCGGAUGUAAUAAUUAACCAAUCCAUCCACAACAGUUUCAUGAAAUCCACGGAGAAAUUUAUCAAAUUCGUCGACGAUUCCUUGCGCCCCUAUGUCGAGCAAAACUCAAGAGUCGAAACACUCCGUCUCCUAUGCCUUCAUGAUCAGGAAUUGGCUUCACAUAUUGAUCGAUGGUUGAAUUUGGUGAUUAAACUUAAUGUCAGAUCUCUAGAAAUUUACGCGAUGUUUAAUUUGAAAUAUAGCGUGCAUGAGGCUAUUUGUGCAGCUAAGACGCUGACUGAGUUAUCGCUACGCGUGUGCAACUUUCAAAUAGAUAAUAGUACCAGUACCACCAACAAAUUGCAAAGAUUAAUCAGUAUAUGCAUGUUAAUCAGGGAUCUAAAAAUAAGUCGUUGUUGGGGGAUCCAAAAUUUGCUUAUUUUCGGUCUAGUAAAUCUGGAGAAAUUGGAGCUACGUUCGCGUGAAAGACUCGAAAAGGUGGAAAUCCAGGCUCCAAAUCUUCGAAAAUUUGUAUAUGUUGGUGUGCCUUUGCACAAUUGCCUGAAGGCACGUGAACCAAAAUUGCUGCCUUGCACAAUUGAUAUUUUAGAUGUGUUUAUUCGAAAAAUCGGAUAG
Messenger RNA from Nicotiana tabacum (common tobacco), 768 nucleotides. The record is from RefSeq and is a predicted model, not a curated record. NCBI's taxonomy places the organism in Eukaryota, Viridiplantae, Streptophyta, Magnoliopsida, Solanales, Solanaceae.